This is a messenger RNA of Nicotiana attenuata, 432 nucleotides long. RefSeq lists its product as uncharacterized. Bases 1 to 432 code for a protein of 143 amino acids. The record is from RefSeq and is a predicted model, not a curated record. Lineage: Eukaryota; Viridiplantae; Streptophyta; Magnoliopsida; Solanales; Solanaceae. The transcript has a single exon.
AUGGAUCCCGAAGCAGCCGGACAAAAUCGACUAACGGAGCUGCACGAGUUAGAGGAAUUUCGGUAUCAAGCCUUUGAGAGCACGAGGCUUUACAAGGAACGGAUGAAGAAAAUGCAUGAUAAGCACAUCGUGGACAGAGACUUCAAACCCGGUGAGAUGGUGUUAUUGUACAACUCAAGAUUGAGAUUGUUUCCGGGUAACUUGAAAUCCCGAUGGUCAGGGCCAUUCCGAGUGGUGCAAAUGUUUGCUAGUGGAACUGUGGAGAUUGAAUCAAAAGACGGAACGAACAAAUUCUCCGUCAAUGGACAAAGGUUGAAACACUACCUUGGAUCAGCUGACGAAAAGGGGAUACAGUGGUGUCACAUUUCAAAGAACCCCAAUACGAAAACGAGGAGUAGGAACUCCACUAUUUGCGCCGUGCCGCGACGUUAA